Messenger RNA from Yarrowia lipolytica CLIB122, 459 nucleotides. RefSeq lists its product as uncharacterized. Gene Ontology annotation, cellular component: nucleus; RNA polymerase III complex; RNA polymerase II, core complex. Gene Ontology annotation, molecular function: DNA binding. Lineage: Eukaryota; Fungi; Ascomycota; Dipodascomycetes; Dipodascales. Gene Ontology annotation, biological process: transcription by RNA polymerase II; tRNA transcription by RNA polymerase III; transcription by RNA polymerase I. The record is from RefSeq and is a predicted model, not a curated record.
AUGUCUGAUUACGGUGGAGACGAGGAAGCAUUCAACGACAACUUUGAAAACGCCUACGAGGAGGAGUUUGAGGAGCACGUUUCGGAUGUGGAGGAGAACGGCGAGGAGGUGAAGACGGACGUGGCCGAGGACGGACGUCAGAUCGUCAACGGAGAGGGCGUGGAGAACUUUGAAAAGGCUGUGCGACGAAAGACGGUCCGAGAACUGGCCAUCCCUCGAGAAGAGCGAACUACCACCCCAUACAUGACCAAGUACGAGCGGGCCCGAGUGCUGGGUACACGAGCGCUGCAAAUCUCCAUGAACGCGCCCAUUCUCGUGGACAUUGAGAACGCCACGGACCCUCUGCAGAUCGCCAUGAAGGAGCUGCAGCAGAAGAAGAUUCCUCUGGUGAUUCGAAGGUACCUGCCCGACGGCUCCUUCGAAGACUGGGGAUGCGACGAGUUGAUUGUCGAUCAGUAA